Oncorhynchus keta (chum salmon) is the source of this 1141-nucleotide messenger RNA. Its product is annotated as gastrula zinc finger protein XlCGF17.1-like. Bases 307 to 1125 code for a protein of 272 amino acids. The transcript is spliced from 4 exons. The record is from RefSeq and is a predicted model, not a curated record. Gene Ontology annotation, molecular function: RNA polymerase II cis-regulatory region sequence-specific DNA binding; DNA-binding transcription factor activity. Gene Ontology annotation, biological process: regulation of transcription by RNA polymerase II. Lineage: Eukaryota; Metazoa; Chordata; Actinopteri; Salmoniformes; Salmonidae.
GGAUGCAGGCACUAGUUAGAUAGCUACUUCACUUCAAAAUACGGAUUAAAAUAUGUCCAUAUACCAUUUCUGAUACGGUUGUGAUUGGCAUAGACAUUAUGUAAAAAAAAUAAAAAAAACAUUAUGUAACUGUAACGAGCUAGACGCGAGGAGGCACAAAACAACUUUUGGUAAUUUAGCUUGUUUAGCUAACAAGUUAGCUGUCAAAUAGUUUCCACGACAACCGUUCCGACCCCCGUUCUGAGGUGACGGUUUGUUUCUCCAAACCACAAAAGUCUUACAGAAGAACUGUUGGGUCGAUUCACAAUGGAUGAGGACGGUGAUGGCAGAUCCAGCCUGUCUAACUCCUGUCCCACUCGACCUGAACCCACACAGUCACCGGUUCCUGUCAGGAACCACAGGAACCAGAGAACACUGCAGGGCCCCAAGCUGCUAGAAGUUGACUGGGAUUCUCUUUUUAGAGAGAGACAACCUCCACCAGGGGCAGCUAAACAACACCAGGAGAAUCAGCAGAAACCCAAGACAUUUCACGCCUGUCCAGUGUGUGGAAGACACUGCCAAAAGUUAUCCAUCCUGCAGAUCCACAUGAGAAUCCACACGGGAGAGAAGCCGUACACCUGCCCCGACUGUGGCAAGAAGUUCGCUCACCUGGGAGCCAUGAGACGACACCACCUCACACACACGGGAGAGAAGCCUUACUCCUGCUCUGUGUGUGGGAAGAGUUUCACCCAAUCAGGACAUCUGAAAGAGCACCAACAGUCUCACUCCGGAGAGAAGCACCACUGUCUGAUCUGUCUGAAACAGUAUAUCAGAGCAGAAGAUCUGAAGAUUCACCACAGAGUUCACACGGGAGAAAGGCCCUACCGCUGUGCAGAGUGUGGCAAGAGCUACAUCAGGUCAAAGAAUCUCCGGGCUCACAAGCUGACUCACCAGAGGACAGGAGGUGCUGCUAAAAGUCACAGGGAGAUGGCAGCUACUAUCCAGGUGAAAGUGAAGGAGGAGGAAGAAGAGGAAGAGGUUGGUGGUUUCAUCAAUGCCGAAGGAGAGGAGGAAGAGGAGGUUGGUGGUUUCAUUAAUGCUGACGGAGAGGAAGUUGGCUGGAGUUUCCCUGAUCUCAGUAAGUAGAGGCAGAAUGGUGACA